AUGGACAUGUCCAGUUACCUAGCUGUAGGUGGCUGGUUCAUCCAGGUCAUUUUUGACAAGUAUCUGUCCUACCAGCUUCAGAGCUGGGCGGCCGACUGCGGCAUCAGCCAUGAGAUGAACAGACUUCGUGUCGCGCUGCUUCGCACGCAGUCUGUCCUCCAUGGGGCAGAGGUAACACCUUCACUGUCUUACGGCUCCCUCCCAUGGAUGCGGGAGCUCCGGGAUGUCAUGUACCAUGCAGAGGACCUCCUAGACAAGCUUGAGUACAACCGCCUCCAUCAUCAAAUGCAGGAAUCAAGUUCAACAGAGAGCAACAGUAGCCCAAUCAGCGCCUUUAUGCAUUCCAGGUUUCGCAAUCAAGGGGCCCAAGCUUCUGGUCUAGAGCCACACUGGGAUAGAUCAACCAGGGUCAAGAAUCAGAUGGUAAAUCUGUUGGAGCGCCUUGAGCAGGUUGCUAGUGGAGUCAGUGAAGCACUCAGUCUACCAAGGAAGCCCAGGCACAGCAGAUACAGCAUCAUGACAAGCUCAGUUGCCCAUGGGGAAAUCUUCGGGCGAGAAUCAGAAAUCCAACAGUUGGUAAGUACUCUUUUAAGCUCUCAGGUUGAUGGUGAUAAUCCAGUCUCGGUUGCCUCCAUUGUUGGAGUUGGUGGCGUUGGCAAGACUGCUCUAGCACAGCAUGUGUACAACAACACUAGAGUAGCACAGUACUUUGACAUGAGAAUGUGGAUCUGUGUUACUGAUGCCUUUGAUGAGUCCAGGAUCACAAGAGAGAUGCUAGAGUCAGUUUCCAGCAGUCGAUUUAGGCAUGACAGCAUAACAAAUUUCAACAGGCUUCAGGUGGCACUGCGAGCAAGGCUCGUAUCCAAACGGUUUCUGCUUGUCUUAGAUGAUGUCUGGAGCAAUGACAAGAUAACUCUGGCGAUAGAGCACGAGAACUGGCAGAAGCUUCUUUCUCCCCUAAAGGCUGCAGCAAAUGGGAGCAAGAUACUUCUGACCACCCGAUCCAGUAUGGUGGCGGAGAUGCUACAGUCAGCCCAUAUAACUAACCUGGAGUGCUUGUCAGAUAAGGAUUGCUGGUCCCUGAUAAAAAUGAUUGUGUUUGAUGAUACGAACCAUCUUAUAAAUUCACAGUUGGCGAAUAUUGGGAGCGAGAUUGCUAAGACACUUAAUGGUCUACCUCUUGCCGCAAAGGUGGUCGCUAGACAGCUGAAAUGUAAACACACCACAGAUGAGUGGAAACAAGUCUUACAGAGAAAUGCAGUAUGGGAUGAAAUCAUGCCAAUUUUUCAGCAUAGCUAUGAGAAUCUCCCAGUGCACCUUCAACAAUGCCUUGCAUAUUGCAGUAUCUUCCCCAAGGACUGGGAAUUUGAAGCUGAGCAGUUGAUCCUCAUGUGGAUGGCACAAGGUUAUGUAUACCCAGAUGGUUGCAGGAGAAUGGAAGACAUUGGGAAGCAAUAUGUUGAUGAGUUAUGUAGUCGGUCAUUUUUUGCCAUUCAGAAGAAACAAUUUGUCAGCUAUUAUGUGAUGCCUCCCGUUAUUCACAAACUUGCCAAAUCAGUUUCAGCCGAAGAAUGUUUCCGAAUAGGAGGUGAUGAACAGAGAAGGAUCCCAUCCUCUGUACGCCAUCUAUCAAUCCAUCUAGAUAGCCUUUCAAUGCUUGACGAGACAAUACCAUACAUGAACCUGCGCACUCUCAUUUUCUUUACGAGCAGAAUGACUUCCUGA
Molecule: messenger RNA, 1725 nt
Organism: Oryza sativa Japonica Group (Japanese rice)
Lineage: Eukaryota; Viridiplantae; Streptophyta; Magnoliopsida; Poales; Poaceae
Source: RefSeq, a predicted model, not a curated record